This is a messenger RNA of Sardina pilchardus (European sardine), 2983 nucleotides long. Its product is annotated as von Willebrand factor A domain-containing protein 7-like. The record is from RefSeq and is a predicted model, not a curated record. Lineage: Eukaryota; Metazoa; Chordata; Actinopteri; Clupeiformes; Clupeidae. Bases 98 to 2866 code for a protein of 922 amino acids. The transcript is spliced from 16 exons.
GUCAGUGUGUAAGAGGUGAACUGUCCUACUCUCAGUGACAACAUUGUGAAGAGGUCGGAAUGGAUUGAAGGUGCCAGAGACAUACAGAGUCUUGAAGAUGGAUACCUCCUCACUACAUAUCAUCACCCUUGCCAUCCUCCUCUCAAUGCAAAGUGGGACCCUGCAGGCCUUCACACUGAUCUCCAGUAGCUCUCUGACCCAUGGUCAGAUCACAGAGGCAGGCAUACUGAACGCCACAGCUAACGUCUGCAAAACACUGGUAGAGCAAGAAGGGGGAAAUUUUGCCUUGCUGCCAGAUCAACUGACAGUGGACUCUCUAGCAGAGGCCUGCCUUUUCACCGACUCAGUGAGGACCUUCCAGAUAGCCAUUAGAGUCAUCAGCAGCAGAAAUGCUGCGGUUGAUAUCGAGCGUCUCUUUAGUGAAGAGUAUCACUUCGAUGAUGAGAGCUUCAUCCUUGGAAAGGGUCUCAUCACAAGGGGGUUGGCAACCAUUAAAGCCAGCAUAAAGCAAGGGAACUUCAUAUCAGCACAACUUACUGUGGGAGAAAUUUUACACACUUUACAGGAUUUCUACAGUCACAGCAACUGGAUAGAGCUGGGAAACCUGUUUGCCUUCUCCAAUCUACUCAGAGCAGACCUCAACAUUGACAACAUUGCAGACAGCAAUACACCAACAUGCAGGAACUGCGUGGGUGAUAACUGUGAAAACAAUAUCUUGGAGAAUAUCAUCACAGAGAAGAAGCUAACUUCAGGAUACUUCAAUCUGUUGUCAUCCUCCAAACCAGACGGCAAGUGCAGCCAUGGAGGAGCUGUUGACCAGACCAGUGACAGUGAUCCACGGGGUGGCAUCAAUAAGGACGCUGUGGACUCAGAGCACGGCUUCUUGCACACACAAGCUGCACAGACGGCCAUCGCCGCUACCGCUGAGCUCCUCCUGGACAUCAGAGAAGCUGCAGGGGAUGCCGACUUCCUACGGUUGCUGGGGAUCAGUCGGUCAUCUUCCUCCUCCUCCUCUGCUCUUUGUUUUGUGGUGGACACUUCUGCCAGCAUGGCCAAUGUGUUGGCUGAGCUAAAGACGGCGACUUCCUCAAUCAUCAACGUUUCCAACCUACCACCUGUCUUCAUCUUAAUCUCCUUCAGUAGCACUGGGUUAGGGCCACUCCUGAGGACAACAGAUGCAGACAUCUUCCUGUCACAACUCAAUCUCCUUUCGGCAAGUGGAGGAGGGAAUAGCCCUGAGCCUGGACCAAGCUUGGAAGCACUUUGGAUGGCCCUCAGUGAAGCGCCUCCAUCCUCUCAGAUCUUUGUUUUCACUGAUGCGCCACCUACAGAUGCUCAGCUAGAGAGUACAGUGCUUGCUCUCAUUGAGACCACUCAGACUGUGGUUAACUUUUUCCUAACAACUGUCGGGAGGAGCAGUCAGCGGUCAAAUGAGCUUUACCAGUCUCUGACUGAAGCCUCAGGUGGACAGGCCAUAGUGAUCACUGAGGAGCAGUUCCCAGGAGCUGUCACCAUCAUCUCUAAUUCCAUCCGCCCUGCCCUGGCAACAAUACUCCAGGCUGUCAGGGACCCAGGAACUACUGAGACUUUCUCAUUUACUGUUGAUGACUCUGUUAAAAACCUGACCAUGUACAUCACAGGAAACUCGCCAGCAUUCACCAUCAUUAGUGCCUCAGGUGCAUCACAAAGCAGCGGAACCUCAAGUGGCUCCUUAGGAACAAUCCAGACAGAAGGGAACUUUAUAUUUGUGCUGCUUAACUCCCCACCUGAGAGGGGACAGUGGAGAAUUAAUAUGAACUCUUUGCAACCAUACACAAUCACGGUUACUGGUGAGAGUGCUAUAGACUUUCUUUACGACGUUGUGGAAGUUUUUCAGAGUCCUCUGCCAGGGUUUACCACUCUGGAGAGCCGACCCCCAGCAAGUGGAAAUGUCUCUUUGUCAAUCACCUUAACAGGGGGUUCCUCCAUUAAACUCACUGAUGUGGCUCUGGUGCAAGUGGCAGGCUCUGAUGAGGUUAAAGGCACCGUUGAGGAGACAGACAGUGGAGGUUAUCUGGUGACCACGACGAGAGUCCCAGCGGGAAGUUUCUAUGUACAGUUAAGGGGAACAAACGAAUCGUCAACAUCCUCUAAUAAUGUCUUCCAGAGACAAUCCUCCAACCAACUCAAAGCCUCCGCAAUUUCUAUCAAGGCUCAAGGGAAUCUAAAUUGGAAGCCUGGAACAAACCUCACCAUCCCGUUCACCAUGACAACAACCAACAGCACCGGCGGAAACGUCACCAUCCAAGCGAGGAACAGCCGCGGCCUCAGCUCGUCUUUCCCCAGCAGUGUGACCCUGGAGGCUGGAGGUCGUACUGAGGGCAAUGUGACCCUAACAGCUCCGUCAGACACCCCCUCAGGCACCGACGUCACACUGACCAUCGACGCCGAGGCUCCUGGAGGCUCAGACUCCAACUAUGUCGUGCUGCGCCUGACAGUCAUUGACGAUGUGGCAGACAUCACAGCACCAGUAUGUCAGGUGGAUAGCGUGAACAGCAACUGCAAUGACAACUGCACUCUGCAGACGUGGAAUUUCACUGCCAGUCUGAACGAUGGCAACGGCACCGGCAUCGAUCGCAUCACCGCCUCAGAAAUUCUCGGGAACCUCACCACUAGCACACAGCCCGGGCCGGAGGGCUUCAACGUCACCCUGGCCUUCUUUAGCGCCCCCUGCUGCACCGAGGAGGUGAGGCUGGUGGUGGUGGACGCCGUGGGGAACGUGGGCUCCUGCACCAUCAGGUCGGGUGGAGUGCAGCUCCGGUUCCCACCUCUGUCCCUCUGGGUCAGCAUGGCCGGCCUUGUGUUAUACAGAACUUUGAGUCGCUAACAUCCAGGGAUAGUAAAAUGGUGUCAUGUUGUGUUAUUUAGUAACUUUAGUAUUUUAAAAUACUUUGUAGCCAAGGUUGUUGAUAAAUAAAUUAAUACAUUAAAAUACUAUAAAGAA